Messenger RNA from Peniophora sp. CBMAI 1063, 1257 nucleotides. Lineage: Eukaryota; Fungi; Basidiomycota; Agaricomycetes; Russulales; Peniophoraceae. The record is from the annotation of a GenBank genome assembly.
AUGUUGUCCAAGCACAUCGACCCCGACCACCUCAUCCAGCAGGCGCGCGACAAAGAGACCAGCAAGAAGACCGCGCACGCGCAUCUUCUUACACAAAACGACCCAAACACCCAGUCCCACACCUACGGUGCGCGUUACGGCACUUCCUCGUUCCCCAAGUUCAAGCUUCCGUCCACGGGUAUCGAUGCGGAUCAGGCGUACCAGAUGGUGCACGAUGAGCUCUCGCUCGAUGGCUCGCCGCUGCUCAACCUCGCCUCGUUUGUGCACGUAUGGAUGCCCGACCCGGCUAUGAAGCUCGUUCAGGAGAACAUCAGCAAAAACCUCAUCGAUCAAGACGAGUAUCCGAUGACGCAGGCCAUCCACACGCGCUGCAUCUCGAUCUUAGCUGACCUGUGGCACGCGCCCGCGGCUUCCAAGGCCGUCGGUACCGCAACGACUGGCUCCUCCGAGGCGAUUCAGCUCGGUGGUCUCGCCAUGAAGCGCAUCUGGCAGGAGAAGCGCAAGGCCGCUGGCAAGAGCAUUCACGAACCUGGCCCGAACAUCGUCAUGGGCGCCAACGCUCAGGUCGCACUUGAGAAGUUCGCGCGCUAUUUCGAGGUAGAGUGCCGCCUCGUGCCGAUCUCCGAGGAGAGCCACUAUCGCCUCGAUCCCAAGAAGGCGAUGGAAUACGUGGACGAGAACACUAUCGGUGUCUACGUUAUACUCGGCAGCACUUACACCGGUCACUACGAGCCGGUGAAGGAGAUGUCUGACCUUCUCGACGAGUACGAGGCCAAGACUGGUAUCUCUGUGCCCAUCCACGUUGACGGUGCCUCCGGCGCGUUCGUUGCACCAUUCACGAACCCGAAGCUCGAGUGGGACUUCAAGAUUCCGCGUGUAGUCUCGAUCAACACUUCCGGCCACAAGUUCGGUCUCUCAUUCGUCGGUGUCGGCUGGGUCGUCUGGCGCUCGCACGAGUACCUGCCUAAGGACCUAAUCUUCGAGCUGCACUACCUUGGAUCCGUCGAGUACUCGUUCUCGCUCAAUUUCUCUCGUCCCGCGCACCCUAUCAUCGCGCAGUACUUCAACUUUAUUCACCUUGGCUUCAAGGGCUACCGCGAUGUCGCGCUCGCGGACCUGAAGAACGCGCGCACGCUUUCACGCGCUCUCGAAGCGUCUGGUUACUUCACUGUGCUGAGCGACAUCCACCGCCCUGCUAAUCCUGAAGCUGGUGCACUCCAGAAGGCCGUGCAGACGUUCAGGAGCACCGACGUCGAG